AUAUAAACUCGGUAGCCGGCAAAACAUUCAAGUUAUCCCCAGUCUCACUUGGUGAAAACAGGUUUAAUAAAUAAUAAACAACAAUGUCUUUGCUACCUUUCGUGCUUGGAAACACUCCUCAUCGUCUGGCUGACCAAGAGUUUGGUUUAGGCCUCACUCCUGAUGACCUGCUAACGGCUGUGGUGGCUCCAAUGAUGGCUAGAGAAUACUACAGGCCCUGGAGACACAUGUCUGCUGGAAGAGACAUUGGAUCCACCAUCGUGUCCAAUAAAGACAAGUUCCAAAUCAACCUGGAUGUGCAGCAUUUUGCUCCUGAAGAGAUCAGCGUGAAGACAGCUGAUGGCUACGUGAUUAUUGAGGGUAAACAUGAAGAGAAGAAGGAUGAACAUGGCUACAUCUCCCGUCAAUUUACUCGUCGCUAUAACUUGCCUGAGAAUUGUGACCCUGCUACUGUUGAAUCCAAGCUUUCUUCUGAUGGUGUGCUGACAGUCAUCGCUCCUAAAGUGCCUCCUACUUCGAAGAAUGAAAGGUCUGUUCCUAUUGCUCAGACUGGACCUGUUAGGAAGGAGAUCAAGGAUGCUACGACGCAGCCAGCAGCCCAGGCUGAUGCCAAUGGAACAGCUAAGUGAUUGUCAAAUGACAAUACGCAACAACCCUAUUGUUCCGACUGAUUGUCCGGUCUCCGCUUCGCAAACCUAUUUCGAUUGGUUAUAAAUGUGAUAUUUAAACAUCUUAAAGUCGACAUUUUGAUUAUAAAAAUGUAUGUAUAUGUGUAGUGUUUCUAUACAGAGUUUUUAAUUAGUGUUAGUGUUUUGAUAAAAUAAAUCUUCCUAUGCUGUA
Spodoptera frugiperda (fall armyworm) is the source of this 840-nucleotide messenger RNA. Its product is annotated as protein lethal(2)essential for life-like. The record is from RefSeq and is a predicted model, not a curated record. Gene Ontology annotation, molecular function: protein folding chaperone. Gene Ontology annotation, biological process: protein refolding; response to heat. Lineage: Eukaryota; Metazoa; Arthropoda; Insecta; Lepidoptera; Noctuidae. The transcript has a single exon. Bases 84 to 629 code for a protein of 181 amino acids.